UUACACGUACACACUGCAAUUGCACUCAGUGUGCAGACCCAGACUCUAAAGGGAACACAGAUGUCUUGUGAACAGCACUCAAACCGGCUGGUUGGGUCUAAACCAACUAAAUGGAGAGAUAGCGACAACUACUUGGUGAGGGAUCGAAACUGUGAAACCAUAAAAUUGAGGCUUGAAGAACUUCACAGAGAAUGUCAGACAAACAACAAGUGCAAACCAGAAGACCUUGCUAACUGGAUCAACUACUUUCUGUACAUGGCAGCAAGUCAUGGAUCUGAAGGAGUGUGUAAAUACCUCCUAACAGAACAAGGAGCAAACCCAACAGUCAAGUACACCAAAGGACAAAGUGCCAUCCACAAUGCUGCUAGAUGUGGCCAGGUUCGUGUACUAAAACUAUUUGCUGACAACCGCUGGUCAUUGGAUGAAUCAGAUGACAGUGGGUAUUCCCCUUCUGCUUGGGCUCAAAGACACAACCAACAGCAAUGUGUACAAUUCCAGCAACAAUGGCACCAACCUAAACGAUGGUUUAAUGAAAAGAAUAAGAAAACUACACAAAGUGGUAAGAAUGCUGCUACAAUUACCAGUAAAAAUGAUGUCAAAAGCCACAAGGUUAAUGAGACUUUAGAAAAUCAAGGAAACGUUCACUGCACAGCAUCAGGAGCUGCACAGUUGCUAACCAGGGCGAAUGGAGGAUCAUCAAGUGACAGCACCUUCAUGAACAGAGAUGAUUUUGAGAUGAAGGUGCUCUCUGGCAGCUGGUGCAACAGUAACUCUACCAUGCAAUGUUGGCCAGACAUCAUUGAAAUUUCCUCUGAACAUUGACUUUGUACAAAGCAGCUGAGAGACAAGUAUCAACUGCAUUAUCAAAUGUACAUUAUGACAAAUGUCUGUAUAUUAAACAUUUAGCCUGUUGUAUAUAUAUAUAACUUUACUGGACACAUACCAACAUAUAUAUGUACAUGUCAUUUCUUGUUGACUAUAGCUGUUGUGAACUUGCCAUGCAAACCUCCAUUGUUGUCUUUACUGUAAUACACAACUUGAUUUCCUCAUAACAAAUUCUAUACUGUAGGACACAACCUGAUACCCUAUACUGACUAAUUCCAUAUGAAUGAACUCUAGUUUGCAUCGGUUUGGUUGGAUAAAGAAGACCUUGUGAAAAAGCUUCUCCUGCAGAGAUUUGGUAGCCGCUCAAUGGUACUGGUUUAUCAACUGAAAUUCAUAUAUCACUACUGCAACAUUAACCAAGGUGGUGAAUGUAUAUAUUAGUAAUUCGAGAACAUGGAACUCUGUCUUACACACCUGGCACUCUAGACAGUGCCAUCACUUCUUUAUGGCCUUUUUCCUUAUGGCAUUAACGGCCACUACUUCGAUAACAACUAAAAUUAAUUUUGUAUCUAUUCAAUUCAAUUCACAAAGCUGGUAAAAAGAACUGACAUACCUCUAGAUCUAGAGCUGUAGCAUUUUAUAUGUGUAGUUUUAGACAAAUUUAAUAAAUUACAGUUAUCAAAACUAAGACAAUAAAGAAGCACUAUAGUGUUAAACCCUCGACUGGGGUAGCUGGGGUACAAGAAUGCAAAUAAGUCAUGAGAUACA
Messenger RNA from Corticium candelabrum, 1593 nucleotides. RefSeq names its product ankyrin repeat domain-containing protein 18B-like. Bases 61 to 822 code for a protein of 253 amino acids. Gene Ontology annotation, molecular function: protein binding. NCBI's taxonomy places the organism in Eukaryota, Metazoa, Porifera, Homoscleromorpha, Homosclerophorida, Plakinidae. The record is from RefSeq and is a predicted model, not a curated record. The transcript has 6 exons.